Phaedon cochleariae (mustard beetle) is the source of this 1750-nucleotide messenger RNA. The record is from the annotation of a GenBank genome assembly. Lineage: Eukaryota; Metazoa; Arthropoda; Insecta; Coleoptera; Chrysomelidae.
GUUCUGUUCGUUAUUACGUGGUUGUGAUUGUCUUCAACGGGCUCAUUCAGAAUUGAAGAAAUUGGUUCGAUAUUAGAUAAGGAGGAUAGUAUUCCUGCAAAUAAUCUUUUUUUGGGAGCUCAAAAUGAAAUACGACUACGAUCCUGUUCCGACAAAGAGUUUCAUCACGAGCGGAACAAAAACUGAAAUAGUUAUUCAACCAGUGACUAAUUUCGAAAAGAAUGAUGGGUCAAGUUUGGGAAAGAGACAUGGACAAAUGUUCAUAUACUCAAUAUUACUGUUUUUAACGCUCUCUAUGAGUGUUAAUAUAUCCAUAUGCAUAGUGGCGAUGACAGAUCCUACCGCAAGUAUAAAUGAAGAUAUACCGACCUAUAACUGGACAGACAAGAGCAUAAUCCUCUCGGCUUUCUUUUGGGGGUACAUGCUGCCCCAAAUCGCAGCAGGCUGGCUGGUGACCAAAUACGGCCCCAAGUGGUUCCUGGUGGGCGCCAUGACGCUCUGCUCCCUGUUCGGGUACCUGCUCCCCAUCAUGGCGGAAAGUCUGGGAUCCAAGGGCGUGAUGGGGUGCAGGUUCAUGCAAGGGGUGUGUUUGAGCGUGGUCUAUCCGUCUGUGCACGCGCUGCUAGGAAAAUGGGUGCCACCGAACGAAAGGAGCCGGAUGGCCACUUUUGUGUAUGCAGGGUCACCUGCUGGGGUAGUGGUAUCGAUGUUCGUAAGUGGGUACAUUGCAGCAAGUUGGUAUGGAUGGCCGAUGGUUUUCUAUUUCUAUAGCACUAUAGGGUUGAUGUGGAGUCUAACUUUCUCUUAUUUCGGAAGCAAUGGCCCCGCUGAACAUUCAACCAUAUCCAAUGAAGAAAGAAAUUAUAUCCAAAGUGGACUGAAACAAGGGGAAGAUGAUGGGACUUUUCGUACACCAUGGAGAAAAAUUCUAACCUCGAUAAAAGUGUGGGCGUUGAUAACGACCUCUUUUGGAUAUUCUUGGGGAUACUUCACAUUGCUGAGUGAAAUUCCAAUUUACUUGAAGAGUGUAAUGAAAUUCGACAUGGAGUCUAAUAGCCUCAUCAGCUGCCUUCCGUACCUUCUCAAAUUAAUAUUAGCCUACUUCUUCAGCUUCGUUGCAGAUAAACUUAUAAAUAAGAAAAUAUGCUCUAUUGGUACGACUAGAAAAUUGAUGAACGGAAUUGGAAUGGUUCUACCUGCAAUAGCUCUACUCUGGCUGGGUAACACGGGAAAAGACGAAGUCAAAUUAGUCAUCGUCUUACUGAUUGUGGCUGUUGGGAUCAGCAGUGCUGGCCUAAGCGGAUUUCUAGUCAACCACAUGGAUCUGUCUCCGAACCAUUCUGGUACUCUCAUGGGUAUAGACAACCAAUUUUCUCUGCUAUCUUCAGCGUUGGGUCCAUUAUCUGUCCAAUUUCUAGUUCCAGAUGAGGAAAAUGCUGACCAAUGGAAGUUUGUGUUUUAUUCAACAUCUAUUAUAUACGUGGUCGUCACAAUAAUUUUUUGUGUAUUCGGAUCUGGUUCUAUUCAACCGUGGAAUAAUGCUGAAGAGGACAGAUAUCAAGAAAAAGAAAAAGAGGAUGCCGUCUUGUGAUAUUUGCAGUACAUUAGCUGAAUUGUGAUCUUUGAUGGAGGAAACUACUAGUGAAAUAUUCUACUAAAUGCUAUUUGUAGUGCUCGUUAGUUUUUCGAAUACCUUUCAUAUAAGGUUAUAUACAGUACUCCUCCAAAUAUUGCAAUAAAUGAGAGCUGU